UUCCAGCUGAACUACAUCGCGGCAGACGGUUACCAUGGCGCCUAAUCAUUACUUCGCCUUUAACGCAGGACUGAUGGACAUGUACCCCAUUCGAGUGGAUCGGGACAGCCUGGCGCAGACGUGGCCCGUGGCGCUCCUGCUCGCGGCCUUCGUCGUCCUGCUGGCCGUCGUCGUCCUGCUCGUGUGGGGGAUGACCAAGAUGGCACCGCUGGCUCCCGUUGAAAGAGAGCGGGAGGCGCCGUCGGCAAGAACGCCGCUCUUGGUCUCCCAAGGAAAGGGUCUGCGGUACAUGCAGCAGCGGUCCUGCGCCUCCCUCACGGCCGGGGAAAUCCACGUCAAUGCAGACUUGGAAUGGGACUCCUUCAUCAUGCAAGAUUAAGUCUAGCACUUCGUCAAGUUUGCCACGCUAAAAUAAAAUUGUAAAGCUUUUGUUUUUUAUUUUGAUUUACAGCUAUUUGUAAAUGACUGACCUGCAUUUACGAUUCACGAAAUAAACAUGUAUAAUAAGACAAAUUAUUGUUAGAUAUUUUUACACAAAUGACCUCACUAACAGGUCAUGACCCUGAGGUGCUGAACAGUUCCUCAAAAAAUACCAAGUAUGCUUCCUUCCUUAUUCCUUUUGAUUCACAGCCAUGUGUAAAUGGCUGGCCUGUA
Penaeus vannamei (Pacific white shrimp) is the source of this 654-nucleotide messenger RNA. RefSeq lists its product as uncharacterized. The record is from RefSeq and is a predicted model, not a curated record. Lineage: Eukaryota; Metazoa; Arthropoda; Malacostraca; Decapoda; Penaeidae.